AUGCACUUUACAUAUUGCACGCCGGGACUGAUCCCGUAUGCUGCUCGCACUGUGAGCACCUUGCAAAUCUACUCCGUGAAGAUUGUUGGAACAGAUGGAAAGUUGAAGUUGCCACUCCAUGUUUAUGGGAUUGUCGCUGCCCGAGAUGCCGUGGACUACAACCGCAACAUUCUCUUCUCUUGGCGAAGGGAAAACUGCCAAAAACUCACUCCAGAGGAUCCUUUUUUGCGCUUGACUGGCCUGUCCCGUGCAAUUGUGGCUGUGUACCAUGUUGAUUUUGAAGUCCAACUGAAAGUAAAGGGCUCAUCAAGGUCUCGCGACAGAGCAUUGAUGAGUCAUUGCUUUACUUACGCCGGUGGUUACCAUGAAGGUUUACAUACCACGUUCUCCAGCAACAGCUUUUGCACAGUAGAGUUUAGCUAUGAGCGACUUACAGAAACAGUCCAGGCUACUAUCUUGAGUGCGCGUGUUGUUGAAGGGGCGCCUUGGCCUUUUGAAUAUGGCGGACGGAUUAUGUGCUCCUCGCCACCACAGGAAGUUACGGACUCCCUAUCCAGGCAAGUUGUGUUGGUUGAUUCUCAUCGUUCUGAUGAUGGUGGAGAAAUGCCAAUGGGCUCGGAUGGUUACCUUGAUCUGUCAAGGCAUGUUGUUUCUGUAGAACUUGAAGAAAGCCUGCAGUUUGUCAUACAAGCCUACUCACAGUCUGGUGAUGCUAUUGCUAGACAAGGUAGUGUCAGGUUCAGGACCAAAUACUGCAACAUAAGUCGAGCGAUAUGUGAGAUUGAUGACUCUAAGGUGGAGAUAACUGUCGCUUGGUCCCAACUUGCUAAGCACAAGAGGGAUAUCCUCUUAGAAGGACAUGUUUGA
Messenger RNA from Triticum turgidum subsp. durum (durum wheat), 867 nucleotides. The record is from the annotation of a GenBank genome assembly. Lineage: Eukaryota; Viridiplantae; Streptophyta; Magnoliopsida; Poales; Poaceae.